Molecule: messenger RNA, 1245 nt
Organism: Anthostomella pinea
Lineage: Eukaryota; Fungi; Ascomycota; Sordariomycetes; Xylariales; Xylariaceae
Source: the annotation of a GenBank genome assembly
AUGCAGAAGAGAAGAGCGCACAAGAAAUCCCGCCGCGGCUGUAUCAACUGCAAGAAAUGGCACACCAAAUGCGACGAGCAAGGCCCGCCAUGCAACAACUGCGCGCUGCGGAACGCGAAAUGCGAAUACCCCUGGGCUGCGGCGGCGGCCGUUAACCAAGCGAUGCCCCAGCAGCAGCUGUUGCAUCGUGAGGGGACCUCGUCAGGCAGCUCCCCCGACGACCGGUCUCUCCUGUGUAAUGGCGAGCAGGCCGCCGGGUUAUCGUCUCAGCAGCUCUGGCCGUCGAGCAGACUGCUUGAACUGGAAUUGUUACACCUGUGGUCAACUAACAAGAGCCUGUGCAGCAUCCCCGAGGAUUUCCACUACAUGCAGGUCAUCCUGCCUCGCGAGGCGCUCAUGUACGACUGGUUGCUGAACGGCAUUCUCGUCAUGGCGGCGCUGCAUAUGGCAACCUUAGUGGGCAAAGAGGAGGGGAAACGGUAUUUCCAUGUGGCUAUGGAACUCUAUGACAAGGCCAGCUGCUCGUUCAGGCCACAGCUCGCCAACAUCAACCAUACCAACCAUCACAUAUUAUACAUAUUUUCAAGCAUGACAGCUUUCAUCAACGUCGCCUUCUUACAGUACGCAUUUGACGAAGGUGACGAGCAGAAUCUGCUAUCGGGUCUAGCUGUUACCUUGGACCUUCUCAACGGCAGCGUGUCUAUCGCCAAGACAGACUUCGAGCGGCUGCUCGAUAGCCCGAUCCCGAUCCGUGCAUACCUCAGUCAGGGCAACGCUUCGAUGGACAUAUUGGGUUCCGAUACGCGGGCUGCCCUCGCUAGACUUGCGGCGUUCAACGACAGAUACCAUGCCCCAAUGCAUGAGACGUCUGUAGACACUGACGCAGGCUCCACAACGACGACGAAACCCUACUCGGGUCUCAUCAUAUUCCUUGGGCGCUGCUUCGCCGAGGAUGCCCGGGGCGUGCUCAGGGGCUACUGCUGCGUUCUCCCAGGUGCCGCCGGGCAUGAAUUUGCCAUAGCCUUCAAGAACUUCGACCCGAUGGCGCUACUAAUCAUCAUGCACUGGGCCGUGCUGCUCGACCGGCUCGACGAAGAGUACUGGUGGGCGCGUAAACUGGGUAAGCGACUGGCCAUGGGCAUCUCGGACGUCUUGCAGCGCUCACACCCGGUGCUGGUGUUGGAGUGGUGGGGAAAUAUCUCCUGGGUGCGUCGGCAGAUGGGGCUGCCGGACUGCCUGGUGUGA